Molecule: messenger RNA, 993 nt
Organism: Psilocybe cubensis
Lineage: Eukaryota; Fungi; Basidiomycota; Agaricomycetes; Agaricales; Agrocybaceae
Product: UPF0014 membrane protein
Exons: 6
Coding region: 1-993 (330 amino acids)
Source: RefSeq, a predicted model, not a curated record
AUGGAUGAACCCACAGGAGAUAAAGCCGAGCUGGCUUGGGCGAAUGUCGCAAUUGGGUUAGGAUUCAUCGUAUUCGACGUUGGAGUUUCCACUAUUUUUCGCCUGGGGGUUGGGAUAUCUCUCCUAGUAGCGGCGCUACGGUGCAUUGGCCAACUCGCUGUCGUGGCUACACUGUUGCAGCAGGUCUUUGACAACAAAAAUCCAUGGCUCGUAGCUCUCAUUGCCUUCAUUCUGAACUUUCUGGGAACGUUCGAAACAGUGAUCAACAAGUCACCUCGUAGGUUCCGAUAUAUGUUCCCUGCUGUCCUGAUCGCGAUGCUUGGAUCGACGAUCCCAAUAUCUAUUCUUGGUGCCAGGUUCGCCAUGUCUGUCGACCCAUUUUGGACGCCGAUUCAGUACAUUCCAAUUGUAGGGAUGCUUUGUGGCGCUACCAUCACCGGCAUUGUCAUUGCCGUUAGUUAUAUCCUUAAAGAACUUGUAGAAAACAGGGAUAAAACUGAAAUAUACCUGGCAUUCGGUGCGACACGGACGGAAGCCUGCCGCCCAAUUGUCAUACAAGCGCUCAAGGUGGCUUUAACGCCGCCUAUCAAUAACAUGAGGUCAGCGAAUGAUAUUUUUUCCGAGGUACACCCACUAACCUUUUUAAACAGUGUUCUUGGUAUUAUUGCUAUACCAGGCAUGAUGACCGGUGCCAUACUGGGUGGCUCAUCGGUGCAUCAGGCAGCCAAGCUACAAAUGAUCAUUAUGUUUAUGAUCACAGCCAGUACGACUCUGGCGUCUGUUUUCACCACAUUUGCUGCUAUCUCUGUAACCGUCGAUGAUCAACACCGGAUCAGAAGCGACCGUAUAGAGACCAAUGGCAAAAGGUGGUACAGCAUCAAAAAUUGGGACUUACGGAAGUCUAUUGCAUAUUUAUCUCAAGUGUUACGAUUGAAGUCAAAUGACAAUGGCAUGGAUGGAACGCCGAACGAAAGACAGAGAUUAUUGGCUUAA